AUGCCUCAGGCAAAGAAAGCCCGCACUGCAGGCCCUUCGGCCGAUGGACCCUCAGCAAAUGCAACACCACCUACUUCUCCUCUCGAGCAGCAGACUCCCCCUGCUCCUUCCGGGUCGACACCGUCUCCACCGGCCCCAACUGACCAAACUCAGCAGGUUGGUCCUGCUUCCACAGGGGGCGACAUAUCGAGUCGCGCCUUAAGAUCGGUCAAAGAUAGGGUCGCCAAAAUUUUGAAGCACAAACGUUGCCGAGAGGCGAUGGCUUCGACUGAGACAAUGGAGGUCGACCAGAUCCUAACCCGCGCAUUGAAUGAGUUUUCCAAUGCAAUUCUAACCCUUACUGCCAGUUGGCUCCGCUCGGGUGCCGUCACCGAGCAGUCCAGGAUUUUGGAGCAACGACACAUUGAAGAACUUAAAGCUGCCGAAGCGAAAUACACUGAGCAGCUUGAGGCAGUGCUCGAGGAGAAGAAUAAAUUGGCUACGGAGCUAAGGGAGAAGCAGACUGCUCUGGAUAAGGCCAUCGAGAAAAAAUACAACUUCAAGAAGUCUAACCGUAUCAACUAUCGUGAGGCUAAAAAGCUUGAGCAGGAGUUGGCUACGAGCAGACAAGAAACUACAACCUUGGAGGGUCGUAUCGAGAAGCUUGAACAAGCCAACGCCAGCCAUUUGGAAAGGUCGUGA
Messenger RNA from Humulus lupulus (European hop), 681 nucleotides. RefSeq lists its product as uncharacterized. The transcript has 3 exons. Lineage: Eukaryota; Viridiplantae; Streptophyta; Magnoliopsida; Rosales; Cannabaceae. The record is from RefSeq and is a predicted model, not a curated record. Bases 1 to 681 code for a protein of 226 amino acids.